Molecule: messenger RNA, 2586 nt
Organism: Corythoichthys intestinalis (scribbled pipefish)
Lineage: Eukaryota; Metazoa; Chordata; Actinopteri; Syngnathiformes; Syngnathidae
Gene: trib1
Product: tribbles pseudokinase 1
Exons: 3
Coding region: 166-1197 (343 amino acids)
Biological process (GO): regulation of MAP kinase activity; protein phosphorylation; positive regulation of proteasomal ubiquitin-dependent protein catabolic process
Cellular component (GO): nucleus
Molecular function (GO): mitogen-activated protein kinase kinase binding; protein kinase activity; ATP binding
Source: RefSeq, a predicted model, not a curated record
UCUCUCCGGCUGCGAGGCACAUUUUUUAUUUGUCUCCCCUCAUCUCUACCUCACACCUUCCGUCCUUCCGUUUCCCCUCUAAAACAAUUUGGGAUUACCAGGAGACUGGGUACCAUGACGACCCCAUUGUAAUUUUGCGACCUCCACCUCCACACUCGAACCGGGAUGAGCGUACCGUGGAGCGGCGCUGCGCCCUGCGUGCGCCCGUCCAGGGCGACGCACAAGCGGCUGGACUCGGACUCGGAGCCGCAGCCUCCGAGCAAGCGCGCCCGGAGGCUGAGCAGCGAGAGCGGGGACGCGCACGGAGGACUCCUCGGGACCGCCGCCGCCGCCGCGACCACCCCGUCUACCGUCACCCAGCGAGGGCCGUCCAAAAUCGGAGCCUUCCUGCUGGUGCCCUCCGCCGAGCACUGCCGCGCCGUGCACGUCGACACCGGCGACGAGCUUCUAUGCAAGGUGUUCAGCAUGGCAGAGUACCAACAAAAGAUCCGUGCCUACGGGGCAGUGCCCCCCCACCGGAACGUGUCCGCUGUUCGGGAGGUGAUCUUGGGGGAGCGCGAGGCCUACAUCUUCCUGGAUAAAGACUUUGGCGACAUGCACACGCUGGUCAAAAGCCGACGGCGGCUGGACGAGACGCAAGCCCGGGUGCUUUUCCGGCAGAUGGCGGAGGCGGUGGCACAUUGCCACCAGGCGGGCGUCGUGCUUGGCGACCUCAAGCUGCGCAAAUUUGUCUUCGCCGACGAAAAGAGAACCCAAGUCCGUCUGGAGAGCCUAGAGGACUGCCGCGUACUAGAGGACCCGAAUGACGACGCCAUGUGCGACACCCACGGCUGCCCCGCUUACGUCAGCCCCGAGAUCCUCAGCGGAGCGGCACCCUACUCGGGCAAAAUGGCCGACAUGUGGAGCCUAGGCGUGGUGCUGUACACCAUGCUAGCCGGCCGCUACCCUUUCCACGACGCCGACCCAGCCGCGCUUUUCUCCAAGAUCCGACGGGGACACUGUUGCCUGCCCGAGGGACUCUCGCCCGGUGCGCGCUGCCUGGUCCAGAACCUUCUACGGAAGGAACCGUCAGAAAGACUGACAGCCUCCGAAUUGCUAGCUCACCCGUGGUUCCGAAGCCCGACUACGGAAGCUAAUCCUGCCGAGCAAACGGUGCCGUCUUUUCACGUAGAAGACGACGACCUUCUACUCUGCUGACUAAAAAAGGACCCUCCUGUGUACAGUGAACCCCCAAAGGGGAAAAUAAGCAAACAUGCCCUAAAAGGGUUUGAACUGGACACCACAAGAUGGCGGUUGAAGCACUUAAAGCGGAAAAUCACCAGAAUAUCAGCAACAUGCUUCUAGCAUGUACACUAACAUGAAUUAAUGACUGUCCAAAGCAGUAAAAGCAUUCAGACUGAUCAUUUCUGGGCAAACCAACAUUUGCACUCGCACUUUAUGCUUAUUAAAAACACCUCUUAGCAUUAACUCGUUGACGGUGAUAGAAGAACCAGCGUUGCUUUCAAAAUGAACCGUUUUAUAUUGAAUAUGCAGGAACUUUGCCGUAUUAAUACUUAUAACACUGAAAAUAAUUCAACACAUCUACUGCACAGCUACUGUCAUAUCUGCUUUAAUGUUAUUUCAUGAAUUACCAUUGGCUGCCAACAAUAUUCAAUGCCAACUAUCCUGUUUAAAAAAACAUGGCUAUCAUUGUCAAAACUCCACCAGAUGGCGCCAAAGUCAAGCUAACGGCUAGGGUCAAUUAGCCAAGAUUUUAGGCAAAGUAACUCAAGUUUAAAAACGGAAGAAAAAAAUGCAAACAUACAAAUCUGUAAAUGCCAAAGGGGGUUCACUGUACUGUCUGCGUACUGUACGGGCAUUUUUUGUUUGUUUUUCUUUAAUUGUUGGUGCUAAGACGAAAUAGCCAAGACCUCAUGCUAGCUUCACAUAGCGCAGCGGAAAACGUCUCAAACACACAAAAACAACGGUCAAUCGGAUGGAAAGUCAAAAUAAUGACACAAAAUUGUGUCUAAAACAAAAGGAAACAUUAAAAAAAAAAUCCUGAAAACUUUAUUGCCUGGGAAAUUACAAAUUGCCAGCUUUGUUUUAAAUGUGAAACAACAAAAACAAUUGUUUUUGGUGUUAUUUCCCCCCCCUCCAUUCAAAAUAGCAGUUAAGGUACUUUUUUUUUUCCCUCUGAGGAAACUGAUAAAACAAACGCAUUUGUUUGUUGUUUUUCAGAAAGUUUAAAAAUACUUAGUUUGUAAAAAACUAGCAACAAGAGUGUCAACUGUGAGGACAUAAAACUGCAGUCGACAAUGGUACAAUCCUGCAUUUUCUCUUCAUUAACUUGUUAAAAACAAUGUUAGGUAUUUUUUUUUAUUCGUUGAAUGCAGAUUCAAGAUACGUGUACAUUUUUUCCCAUGUGAAAAGAGUUGCUUCCAUGCAGUAAAGAUGACGAAAGUGCACUUCCUGUUGCACUGGGAAUAAAGUGUGUGCGCGUGAGACAAAAUGGCAGCAUUAAAAUCACUAUUGAAAUAUAUUCAGGUGUAAAUAUUUGUAUAUUUCAAAUGAGUGUUAUAGAUGAAUAAAUAUGUUUUUCCAAAA